Messenger RNA from Porites lobata, 495 nucleotides. Lineage: Eukaryota; Metazoa; Cnidaria; Anthozoa; Scleractinia; Poritidae. The record is from the annotation of a GenBank genome assembly.
AUGGCGUGUGCUUUGUAUGCAUGGAAUUGCAAACGAAGAUUAAAAGCAACCCUCAAUAAGAGAACAAUUCCGAUCACGCCAAUUGAAUUAGAGCCUUUAGAGUCUUUAAACCAAGCGACCCCUUAUCUUCAGUCUCACAUGACGGCUGUGGAUUCUACGUCAACGUCAUUACCGGGUUCAAUAUCUGGAACUGUCUCUGAAAAUAGCAGUAAGGCUAGUAGAAUGCCACGGACAUCAUCCGUUUUCGUCACAGUUAAGACUGUGGAAGAACUGGAAAACGAUUCCGUCUUGAACUACAUUUUGGAACGAGCGCUGCACAUACAAGAAUUUAUCACCAGUUGGACAACAAAAUGUAACAACAAAACAAUAGAUUUCAUUGGUCUUGUCUGGAAGAUAAACUUACCGGCAGCUAACCUUUAUGAACAGGAGUCAAAGUUAAACGUUAUGGAAUUAAAUUUGACCCCACAGCACAAAGAUAACCUGUUAAGAAAUCUC